This is a messenger RNA of Daktulosphaira vitifoliae (grape phylloxera), 2001 nucleotides long. Its product is annotated as histone PARylation factor 1-like. The coding region runs from base 205 to 1737 and encodes 510 amino acids. NCBI's taxonomy places the organism in Eukaryota, Metazoa, Arthropoda, Insecta, Hemiptera, Phylloxeridae. The transcript has 10 exons. Gene Ontology annotation, molecular function: poly-ADP-D-ribose binding; histone binding. Gene Ontology annotation, cellular component: nucleus. Gene Ontology annotation, biological process: regulation of protein ADP-ribosylation; DNA damage response. The record is from RefSeq and is a predicted model, not a curated record.
UUACAAUAUUUAAAAUAUUCUUGUUACAAAGAAGAGAUAAAUAUUAGACAUUACUUAAAGUAUACUUAACAUAUAAACAUAAUUUACUUGUAUUCUCAUUUUAAUUUUCAUAAUUAGAUACUGCAUUAGUAUCAAUUUAAUUAAUAUAAAUUCUUAAAAAAGGUAAUCUCAGAAAUUUAUGUUAAUAUUCUGUAAGCAACAAGUAUGGAAAAGUUUUUUGAAUAUCAAAAGGAUUCCCGAGAACCCUGUAAAUAUGGAAGAAAAUGUUUUCAAACUAAUAAAGAACAUUUAAACAAAUAUAAACAUCCUCCGAUAAAAGAUGAUGUUAAAGUACAAAGUAAAAAAACUUCCAAAAAAAGAGAUUCUAGUGGUAAUGUUAAAUUGAAUAAAAAAAAUGGAGAAUCAUCUUCUAUUAGUAAUGUCAAUGAAAUUAAUUUGCAUGAUGAAAAUGAUAUGGAAGUUCCUGAACAAUCAAAUUUAAUCUCUUCUAAUACAACUUCAACUAGUACUAGUGACAACAUGCAAAAUGAGUUGAAUGAACAUAACCCAAUAAAUGCAUAUGCAGUUAGAUACAGAUCUCAACAACAAUUAUUAUUGACUAAUACUAAUCUAGAAGAAUGUAGUGGGGUUGAUGAUGGUAUUGUACCAAGUACACCCACUUUAUACACACCACGUCGUUUAGAUGGAGAAACUGUAAGCUCACCUCAUGUACCAUCCAGUAAUCAAGUACAAAGAUUCACUUUUCAUGGAACUAGUCAAAACUCUCAGGCUACAGAUUCUAAUGAUAGUGAACAGUCAGUUACGUCUGAACGAAUUAUGAUACCUGGAAUGGUGUUUAAUCCUGCUUAUUGGAAUAAACAAAUAUCUAAGUUAUUCCUAGUAGGUGAUAUGCCUGAAGAAUUUUAUGAUCUCUGGUCAUUUUGUAAAAGACAAAAUUCUACACAUCCUGAAGAUGCAUUUUUAUCAGUUGGUUUAAAGUUGGUUGGACCUUAUGAUGUUUUAGCUGGCCAUUUCAAUGAAUUUAAUAGUAAUAAUAAUGAAAAUGCUGUCUUACAUUGGCGAUAUUAUUAUGAUCCUCCAGAAUUUCAAACUAUAAUCACAAGUGUUAAUAGUUCCCAGUAUCAUAUUGGUUAUUUUAGAGAUGAACCAUUAGCAAUGCCUGUUUUUGUUGCUUCCAAUGAUGCUGAAAAAAAUUGUGUUAUACAAAACCUUGGACAUAGUUUAUUUCAAGCUUUAAGAAAGUAUCUUCAUAAUAUGGAAGGUCAAGUAGCAUAUGCUUUACAAAAAAAACUACAUGCUUUUGAAAAAAGAAAAGUAAAAAAAUAUUUGAAAGGUAGACAAGGUACUGCAGUAGCUAAAACUUUUCAUAAAGCUGGAAUAUAUGUACCAUAUGAUCGAAAAACAGAUAUUGGUUAUAGACCCUUAUCAGAAUCAGACAGUGUAUUACGUAAAAUUUUAAAAUCAUAUCGUGAAGCUUCUAAAAGUAAAAAAGUUGCAGAAAUGGAUAAAUUACAACCCAUAAUAACUUAUGCAAAUAUAGCCAAUGAUGAAUGUGACUUUGGUACAGGACUAGAGUUAGGAAUUGAUAUAUUUUGUGAUGGAAAUUCUGAACUUCAUCGUAUUUGCAAACAAUUGUUAGUAACUGUUUAUAAUCUACUUCGAAGACCACAAUUUGCAACUAUUAUUCAAGCACACUUAGAUAACAGAAGAAAAAAUUCAAACUUGAGUAUAUUAUAAAAUUUUUGUUUUUUACCUGUGUAAUUAAAUUAAAUAGUUUUCAUCUUAUAUAAAUGAAGAAAAACUUUUACACUUCUAAAAAAAUAAUAUUUAGUUGUUUACAUUGGUAUCAUAAUUUAUUUUCUCUCAUUUAUUAUUAUUUAUUUUUGUCUACAAAUAAAAAAAUACAAAUUUAUUGUAUAUUACAAGCUUUAAGGGAUGAAUGUUAUUAUUCAGUAGCAAAGUUAUUUGUAAAUUAAUUUUCUUUUUAAUAUUUUUAUAUGA